Molecule: messenger RNA, 621 nt
Organism: Cornus florida
Lineage: Eukaryota; Viridiplantae; Streptophyta; Magnoliopsida; Cornales; Cornaceae
Product: histone H4
Exons: 1
Coding region: 98-409 (103 amino acids)
Biological process (GO): nucleosome assembly
Cellular component (GO): nucleosome
Molecular function (GO): DNA binding; protein heterodimerization activity; structural constituent of chromatin
Source: RefSeq, a predicted model, not a curated record
ACCAAUUCCAGUCAUCAGUGAAUCAAAUCCACAAAUUGAAGAGAAAGGAAAGUAGUUCAUAAAUUAGGGUUUCUUUUUUUCAUUUUAGAGAGAGAAAAUGUCAGGAAGAGGAAAAGGAGGGAAGGGUCUGGGAAAGGGAGGGGCGAAGAGGCACAGAAAGGUUCUGAGAGACAACAUUCAGGGCAUUACAAAGCCCGCCAUUCGCCGACUGGCUCGCAGAGGUGGUGUGAAGCGAAUCAGUGGCCUCAUCUACGAGGAGACCAGAGGGGUUCUCAAGAUCUUCCUCGAAAAUGUCAUUCGCGAUGCGGUGACCUACACUGAGCAUGCUCGCAGGAAGACUGUGACCGCCAUGGACGUUGUUUAUGCCCUCAAGAGACAGGGUCGUACUCUCUAUGGGUUCGGUGGUUGAUUUGUGGAAGCACUCAGUAGGUUUACCUUUUUGUUGGGUUAGGGCUUUGUUUUGUGAUUCGUUUUUAGCCCGUUUCUUAUUUUUGUUUUAGAUUGUUUUUGGUUAGGUUUUGAAUCAUUGAAUAUGGUUCUUGCUUGGUGGUUGGAUGAUAUGUAAGCUAUGGAUUGUCAAAUAUGAAUUGACUGGUAAUUGUUAAAUUAUUACUUUGGUGA